AUGGACCCUAACCAUCCUUCUAACACUUCCAUUGUCCGCGGUCGUGGCUCUCCUCCCAACCAACCCGUUUUCCAUGUACGACCUAUUAACCAGUCCAACAAUGUCUAUUUCCAUCCCCAGUUCCAGCCCCAGCCCCAGCCUCAGUUCCAGCACAUGCCCCAGUUCCAGCGCCGUCCCCAGUUCCAGCCUAGGCCUCAGUUCCAGUCCCGUCUCCAGUUCCUGCCCCAGCCCCAGCAGCAAAUCUCUCCUUCUUCUCAGUUUGCUCUUGUUCCUGCACGGGCACAGCCUUCCAUAGACUACCCUCCUUACGACAAUAUGAUCUGUGACGCAAUCAGGGACUUGAACCAACCAGGUGGUUCGACCAAGCAGACGAUCUCGACGCAUAUCAAGAGAUCGAACGCUGUUUUGCCUCCUUCUCACGAGGUUUUGAUGACUUACCAUCUCAAGACGUUGAAGAAUAAUGGCGUUCUCACCAUGGUUAACAAAUCAUACAAGAUCGCUGCUGCUGCUGCUCCUCCUCCUCCUCCUCCUCCUCCUCGGCAGAACGUGGCUGUUGCGAGAGAUAUAGUGGCUCCCAGAUCUGAGGUUUUUCUGAGGAACACCUCUCCUCUUGCUCUGCUGGCUGCUUCUGCUUCUGCUUCUGGCUCCGCUUGGGCUUUGCCUUCUCAGCCUCAGAGGCGAGGCCCUGGACGCCCUCCAAAGGCUAGGCCCGAAGCUCCACAAGAGCAACAACCCAUCAAUGCUCGACCCGUCGCCGUCCUGUCCCGCGGACAGUCAAGCCGUGAGCAACCCGAGUUGCCUGUAACCAAUCCUACCCAGGUGGUUUCUGAUUCGGCAAACGGACGACCUGGUCGUCGUCCAAGGAGAGACGAAGCUGUUCCGGUCGCUCCAACUGCGGGUGUGAUUCUAGGUCUUCCAAAUGCAAGCAUGCAAGGCAGGGGUAGGCCACCGAGUCUUAGAGCUGCUGGGAGACAGAGGAAGAGGCAACUCAUAGGUGAAUCUAGCGGUGGAGUCGCCAACGCUGCUCCAGCUGGUGGAGAAACUGUGGCGGUUGCGUCAAAGAUGAGGCGUGGACCUGGACGUCCACCUAAGAUCGUUAGGAACAGACCCAGAAAGAGUGCCACACCAAUGUCCAUCAGGGAAGCUACCGGGACAUUGGAAUCUGACUAUGGAGAACUCAAGAGAAAGCUUGACUUUGCUUGUGAGAAAGCAAAAGAAAUCUUGGAUGGCUUGAAUGCUGGUAUUGGAGGCAACGGCGUUAUAGCAAUGUCGCAAGUUAGACAGGAGGUGGAAGGACUACUACCAAUAUUGAUUGUGGAGCCACAUGGGGUGGGACAAGUGCAGCCACAAGCCGUGGAAGAAGUGGAGCCAGAAGCCAUGGAAGAAAUGCCCCCAGAGGAGGCAGCAGCCCAGACUGAAGCUGAAACCCAAGGAGAGGAACAUGGACAAGAAGUCGAGGAAGGAGAACAAGCACAGCCCAAGCCUCAGCCUCAGACCGAAGCCGAGGCAAUGCAAGGCCCAGAUCUGAUUUCUGAAGAAUAAUGGUCCGACAAAGACAUCCUAGACAUAGCCUUGGUGUUUAUGGUUAGGAGAGUUAUUUUUUAAUAGUUGUUGCAUCUAUCUUUAUUUAAAACUCAUUUGCAUUUUGAAUUUAAUAGUUUGGUAUAGAAGAAACAAAAGGCAUUGUGUUGUCGUUGUGUUCUGACUAACCAAACAGUUAGAGGUUGUUGUAAUUUAGAGGGGAUAUUUCCAGUGUUGGAUGUUUUCUCUUUUAU
Raphanus sativus (radish) is the source of this 1775-nucleotide messenger RNA. RefSeq lists its product as uncharacterized. Bases 1 to 1542 code for a protein of 513 amino acids. Gene Ontology annotation, cellular component: nucleosome; nucleolus; nucleus. Gene Ontology annotation, molecular function: nucleosomal DNA binding; double-stranded DNA binding. The transcript has 4 exons. NCBI's taxonomy places the organism in Eukaryota, Viridiplantae, Streptophyta, Magnoliopsida, Brassicales, Brassicaceae. The record is from RefSeq and is a predicted model, not a curated record. Gene Ontology annotation, biological process: chromosome condensation; nucleosome assembly; negative regulation of DNA recombination.